AUGGCACCGGAAAAGAACCGAUUUAGCGAAAAUGUUUAUCGGUACUCCAUUCCGGUUUCUCCUGAUCUUUAUGCUCACAACCCGGACUACUUCUCGACUUUCAAGCCGCGAAUCCAUAAGAACUCCCGGGAAUCUGCGGACGCUGUGAUCCAAUGCCAGAUCGAUCUCUUCGGGAAAGAGGGAAUUGGCAAAGUCAUGGGUGGUCUGGACACAUUCACUGGCGACUGGACAGCACUUACGUUUUCCUUCUGUUGUCCUGACCGACUGGCCCUGGCUUCGUAUUUGGUAGACUUUGCCUUUGUCCACGACGAUGUGGAUUACAAGGAGACUAUCCAGACGAAAAAAUAUACGUCGGAAAGCGACGCUCGAGACGAGGCUCUCAGAACUGGCAGCUAUGCCCCAGAAUGGCUGAACGAGGGACGCAACGAACAGGUAAUUGCCAAGACCAUGUAUAAAUUGGUAGAAAUCGACGGCACGCUUGGUCCCAAGUUCAUCCAGCAGUGGGAGAACUGGAAGCGUUCUGAGAAAGAAUUUGUGGAGGUGGAGGCCCAGCAAUGCGACAGCCUGCAGAGAUUCCUUAGUCUCUGCUACUACAUACGGGGUUGCCAAUGGGCAUUCGCGAUGGCUCGUUUCGCAUACAAGCUUGACCUAACUGAAGAAGAGGACGAACUGGUAUUGCCGCUGACGCAACUUAUCAUGGAGGUUUUAACGCUUCAUAAUGACUAUUACUCGUGGGAAAAAGAAGACGCCUUCUACCACUCCUCGGAGGAUAAGUUGCCUAUGGCGAAUGCUGUUACUCUCUACAUGAAGUGGUAUUCUCUAUCCCUGGAGGACGCAAAGGCGGCUAUUAAAGCGAAAGCCAUCGAAAAGGAGGAGAAAUACUUGCUGGCCAAAGAGGAGUUUUUAAGCAGAGAUCCCCCGCCAGCGACCACGCGAUGGCUGGAAAUCAUGGAGCACAUGGUUGCUGGGAAUUUGAUCUGGAGCCUGACUUGUCCACGCUACCACAAAAAGUCUAGCAAUCAAUAUGUUGACUACUACAUGAUGAGGUAUGGGCAAGGAUAUGCCUUCCCCGAUGAUUGCACGAGACUCGAGACUUUUGUUGGGUUUCAGGUCAGAAAGGAAGUAGAAGAUACUGGGAUGAACGGCCAUCUCCAACCCAACGGGGUCAACAAGGACGAUACAUAUAUCGGACAUACUGGCAGGAAAGCAAAUACGUGCCCCGAGGACUUGACGGUCUACAGUGACGAAAGUCUGGCGCCAUUGGAUGAAAAGGUGAUCAAAAAUCCAUCCAACUAUAUCAUGUCAUUGCCUUCAAAACGUCUGAGAGAGAAGUUGAUUCGGUCAUUGAAUCAGUGGUAUCAGGCAUCAGAGAAAACCGUGCAAACCAUUGAAAGUGCCGUGGGACUCCUCCACAGUUCCUCUCUCAUGUUGGACGACAUCCAGGACCAAUCUCAGUUACGACGGGGCAUGCCAGCCACCCAUGUCAUAUACGGGUCAGCACAAACGAUGAACUCGGCAUAUUUUCUCUGCAUGGAUGCACUUCAAAAGAUCUACUCUCUGUCCCCCGAGGCGGUCCCUAUUUACAUCGAGGAGCUCCAGAGGUUGCAUCUGGGCCAGGCUCAGGAGCUCUAUUGGACUUACCACACCAUUGUCCCCUCCGAGGUGGAUCAUAUAAGGAUGAUUGAUGGGAAAACAACCGGUCUAUUCCGAAUGGCUGCUCGGCUUCUGCAGUCUGAAGCAACGACACAUAGGACCUUGGACAUCUCCAAAUUCAUUACCUUACUAGGCAGGCAUUUUCAAUUGAGAGAUGACUACCAAAACCUAGUAGCCCCCGAGUACACUAAUAACAAAGGUUUCUGUGAUGACUUCGACGAGGGCAAGAUUUCAUUCUCCGUCAUUCAUGCUCUGCAGGAAGGGGACCCUGAGCUCGAAAGCAUCUUUGAACAGCGCAAGCGCAGCGGCCAUUUUACUUACGAGGUUAAGCAAUGGAUUUUGGAUAAACUGCGUCAGAAGGGGAGUUUGGAGUAUACUUUGAGUGUUGUGCGGGAGCUAUAUGGUGCUCUUUGGAGGGAGUUGGAAGACCUGGAAGGAGUCACGGGGCGAAAGAAUUGGAUGUUGAGGAUGCUGUUGCAACGACUGAAGUGGCAAACGGCGAAUAUUGGAUUUGCCUGUCUGGGACUCGGUCAGCCCUUUGGAUUCUCGGUUGACUUUGUGUUUGGAGGGCUAUGCCAAGAAUUUCCUCUGGGAUGGAGAUUUGGAUACUACCUGUGUGCGGGCAUCACAGUGGUCGUGAACUUCUCCAAGCUGCCAAAGGACAAGCCACGCGAACCGGUCACGAUUCGCAGACUCCAGACGGAGACUGACUGGAUUGAAAUCCUUCUCUCUAGCUCUUGCUUGGGGAUUAUCUCCUAUGGGUUUGCGAUUCAACAUGCCCAAAACAUUGUCUUGCUCUGCGCUGCCGCUGCGGUGAUCCCUUCAUUUCUGGGCUGGACGCGCUGGCGACAGAAAGCAGGCAAGUCCGCAUUGAUUCCCAACUCCUUGUGGAAGAAGACGGGGUUCGCUACGAUCUGUGUGGUGAUUCUCCUUUCCUGGGCUGUUUUGAACGGCGCCGAGACCAUCCUGAGUCUCGCAGCCAUUCGAUUCCUACCCAGUGUCCUCAUUGGCAUGGUCCUCAAUCUUGCGACGGGACUCAUGAUCCAUCGCUUUCAUGCCAACCAUCUCAUCUUAGUCACCACGGCUCUGAGCGCGGUAUCCCCGUUGUCGAUGGCAAUUAUCAAUCUGAAAUGGCCGUGGUGGCAUUGUGCCUUUUGGGCCAUGUUAUUAGGGCCCCUUUCGGCAGAUGUGAUUUUUACCGUCGCCAACUUGAUCAUUGCCGACUCAUUCACCACCAUGAUGCAAGGUCUCGCGGGGGCUGUGUUCAACACCGUCACGCAGUUCGGUGCCUUUGUUAGACUCACCAUUUCGCCAUCAUCUCGAGCACCUUGA
Molecule: messenger RNA, 2985 nt
Organism: Aspergillus tanneri
Lineage: Eukaryota; Fungi; Ascomycota; Eurotiomycetes; Eurotiales; Aspergillaceae
Exons: 15
Coding region: 1-2985 (994 amino acids)
Biological process (GO): isoprenoid biosynthetic process
Molecular function (GO): prenyltransferase activity
Source: RefSeq, a predicted model, not a curated record